Messenger RNA from Mollisia scopiformis, 3042 nucleotides. RefSeq names its product heme peroxidase. Gene Ontology annotation, molecular function: peroxidase activity; iron ion binding; heme binding. The transcript is spliced from 12 exons. Bases 1 to 3042 code for a protein of 1013 amino acids. Gene Ontology annotation, biological process: response to oxidative stress. NCBI's taxonomy places the organism in Eukaryota, Fungi, Ascomycota, Leotiomycetes, Helotiales, Mollisiaceae. The record is from RefSeq and is a predicted model, not a curated record.
AUGGAGCACAUGACAUCUCUGUUCGCGAGCAAAGGCAAGAUCACUGUCGCUGACAGUACACCCGCUCCUCCUCCGAUCGAUCCAAAAGACGGGCCUGAUCACAGCAUCAGUCCCUCCGAGGAAAUCCUAGCCACACUAGACAGUCUUUCGCAACUUAUCCAAUUGUCCAAUAGACCUUUGAAAACCGGCACGGGCGAUGGGUCUUAUGCUGUGACUUCGAAGACAGGAGGCUCUGCAGCUGAUCUACGUGCAUUGGGGUUGACAGACUAUGACAGCGUUCACAGCCUCUUGGAGCAGGAGCUCGGUACAUCCGAACUCACUGAUGAUAAAAGUUUGUUGCUGGAGCGUGUCAUACAGCUUCUUGCAAAACUACCAGCCGACUCAGACAACCGAAUCUCCUUGACGAAUGCCUUGAUCAGAAAUCUAUGGGACUCUCGUUCCCAUCUGGCUCCAUCGCUGUCGUAUUUCGGCGAUUACUACAACCACCGCCAACCAAAUGGAUCGCAUAAUAACACCGAGUUUCCGGAUAUUGGCAAGGCUGGAAUGGAAUACUGUCGCAGUGUGCAGCCGAAAAUUGCACAACCCAAUCCCAAACCCGAACCAGGCCUGGUCUUUGACACUUUGAUGAGUAGAAAGGAUGCAUGCUCUAUUACAUGGCGACAAUCAUCGCUCACGCCUUAUCACGAUGAUAUGACUUACAACACGACCUCAUCUUACCUGGAUCUGUCUCCGUUGUAUGGGAAUACUUCGAGCGAUCAGAUACAUAUGAGGACAUACAAGGACGGUCAAUUGAAACCGGAUAGUUUUUGGGCAAAGCGUCUUCUAGGGUUUCCUCCAGGUGUUGGGUGCAUUCUGAUUAUGUUCAAUCGUUUCCACAACUACGUCGUCCAGAAUUUGGCUGCAAUAAAUGAGAAUGGCCGUUUUAAUAAGCCUGCGAGUGACCUGUCUGAUGACGAAGCUGAGCCACUUUGGGCGAAUCGCGACGAAGAGUUGUUCCAAGUUGGUCGCCUUGUCACAUGUGGCAUGUAUAUCAAUCUCAUUCUCAUCGACUACUUUCGCACGGUCCUGGGUCUCAACAAAGUCGAGUCGACAUGGAACCUCAAUUCUCGUGCGGGAUUAAACAGCAAGGUCACGCCCAGUGGGACUGGCAAUCAAUGCAGCCUGGAGUUCAACCUUGUCCAUCGUUGGCAUUCAUAUGUCAGUCAACGAGAUGAGAAAUGGUCUCGGGAUUUGUUUAAGAAGCUCUUUGGCAAAGACCACCAGGAAAUCACUGCUCGGGAACUGCUAGCUGGGCUGAAGAAACUUGAAGCAGAGACUCCGGAUGACCCACUCUUGAGAGAUUUCGAGGAUCUUAAGCGAGGCACUGAUGGAAAGUACAACGAUGAUGACCUCGUGGACAUUCUGAUGGCUAGCGUCGAGGAGGUUGCUGGAUCGUCCGGUGCCAACAAUGUUCCCGAAGUUCUCCGCGCUGUGGAGAUUCUUGGAAUGGAGCAAGCUCGGACCUGGAAAUGCGCAACAUUAAACGAGUUCAGGUCAUUCUCCGGUCUCAAGCCAUAUACUAGCUUUGAAGCUUUCAAUUCUGACCCUGCGGUCUCAUCGAAGAUGAGGCAACUCUACGAUCACCCCGACUUUGUGGAAUUAUACCCUAGCCUUGUUUGCGAGGAAACCACGAAGCCAAUGAGUCCCGGUGUUGGUGUUAGUUUGUCUUACACGACCAGUCGUGCUAUGCUGUCCGAUGCCGUCUCUUUGGUCCGUGGUGAUCGAUUCUACAAUAACGACUAUCAUCCUGGAAACUUGACUAACUGGGGAUAUCACGAAGUUGCGUACGAUACCUCUGUGAACCAGGGGUGCAUGUUCUACAAGCUUAUCAUCCGCGCGAACUACAUGUUGUGCGGAGCUAGUCCGUUCUUCUCAGCGCGUAGGGAGCAAAUUAAGCAGUGCCUGUAUGCAGAGCAGUGGGCAGAUAAGAUCAAGGCUUUCUAUGAAGACAUCACCUUGAAACUCUUGGAGAAAUGGUCGUAUGGGUUAGGCGGCAAUACCAACCAAGUUGACAUCGUUCGUGACGUUGGGAACUCAGCACAUACCUACUUCGCUGCGAACAUCUUCUCGCUUCCACUGAAGAGUGAGGCUCAUCCAAAAGGACUUUUCAAUGAGCAUGAACUUUACAUGAUCCUAGUCGUGAUGUUCACACUUAUCUUCUUUGGUGAUCGCGAUCCAGCGACAACUUUUGCUCUACGAUCUGCAGCCCUGCCUCUAUGCCUGGCACUUGGUGCUCUUGUGGAACAAAACGUCAGCAUCAUCAGCAAGACUGGCCUGCUUUCUGGUUUCCUUGAUCCAUUCUUCGAAGAACACAAUGCACUCAAAGAUUAUGGAGUUCACAUGAUCAGAAACAUCUUAAGCACUGGGCUUGGCGUUCAUGCAACAGCAUGGGGUCAAAUCCUCGUGACCUCGUUCGCGGUGGUUUCGAAUCAGGGUCAGGUCUUUGCACAAAUCAUCGAUUUCUACCUACAUCAGGGCAAAGAACAUCUCCCAGAGAUUAAUCGCAUCGCCAAGCUUAACACCGAAGAAGCAGAUAAAGUUUUGCUCCACUAUGUGAUGGAGGCACUCCGGAUCGCUGGCACUAUCGCCGUAUCUCACCGAUGUAAUAAGGACAUCAUCAUUAAAGACGGCGACAAGGACGUUUCCUUCAAGACCGGGGACAACGUCUUUGUCUCCUACAUCGAGCUCAAUCACAACCCCGACACCUACCCUGAUCCUGAUGUCGUCAAACUUGAUCGUCCGAUUGACUCCUACACGGUAUACAGCAUUGGGACGCACGCCUGCCUCUGCGGAGGUGCCAGUAAAGUCUCGUUGAUCGCCAUGCUGAAGGUUGUCGGGAGACUUGAUAAUCUCAGAGCUGCACCAGGUGAGCAGGGUGAGAUCAAGAAGCUUCCAUUACCCGGCGGGUUCUGUCUCAAUAUGGACACCACGCAGAGUUCGUAUUUCCCGUUUCCGACGAGUAUGAAAGUUCGAUGGGAUGGAGGAUUCAAUGCUCCUGUUUGA